Oryzias melastigma (Indian medaka) is the source of this 2963-nucleotide messenger RNA. RefSeq names its product L3MBTL histone methyl-lysine binding protein 2 (gene l3mbtl2). The record is from RefSeq and is a predicted model, not a curated record. Bases 480 to 2816 code for a protein of 778 amino acids. Gene Ontology annotation, biological process: regulation of DNA-templated transcription. The transcript is spliced from 17 exons. Gene Ontology annotation, cellular component: nucleus. Gene Ontology annotation, molecular function: zinc ion binding. Lineage: Eukaryota; Metazoa; Chordata; Actinopteri; Beloniformes; Adrianichthyidae.
UAAGCGCAGCUCACGGAUCUUUUUGCCGCCUUGUCGCUGUCAGAGAACCGUUCGGCGGCCGUAGGAGCCCGGUGUACCGGCGAAAAGGACAGUUUGAUCCAGAAUUUUCUUACGCUCGUGCGGUUUUCGACUGAAAUUGGGCGCCAGAACUUUUCUAGGAUAAUUGCGCCUCAACAUUUGUUUAAAUUCCGUUUUUGAUCGUUUAGCUGAUAUUUAUUGCCGAAUUAAUUUACUUAAUUUUGUGUUUAAUAAACUAUAUUGUUUUUUCAUGACCUACUUAAGUAUAUAUAUAUAAAUGUUAAAGUAUAAUUUUUUUUUUUAGCUUAAAUGAUGCUAUUUUGACACGUCUUGUGAUGCAGAAUUGUUGACAGAACUUCUUUUUUCUGCUUGCUUUACUUUUUUCAACUAAAAAGCAGAAAUAAUCUACUAAAGCAGAGCAUGUUUGAGUAUUAAAGGGAUGUAAGGAGGCUUUUGUGAGGAUGGCCUCUUGCUGUGUAGCUUAUGGAUGUGGUAAAACUGCUGAAGAUGGAGUGACGCUCUUCAAGUUCCCCAAAGAUCCAGACGAGUUUCGCAAGUGGGAGAAGCAGGUCCAGAGGACCCGGGCUAAGUGGUCAGCAACCCCAAACUCUCACCUUUGCAGCGAUCAUUUUGGAAGGGAAUACUUCGAGGGCCGACCCCCCUCAGGUGCUCUGAAGCUGAGGCCAGGAGCGGCUCCUACGGUGUUUCUCCGGCCGCUCUGCUCCUCCUGCAAGGGAGAAGGCUGCAGGAAGUGUCUGCAUGCAGGCAGACAGAGACGCUCCACAGCUGAAGCGGCAGAACACAAGUUUUCUGAUGGAAAUGAUGAGGAGGCACAACUCGAGGAAGAGGAUGCUGACGGUGGGAGUGCUGGACACCUGGAGCCUGCUGGAGCACCGCAACAAUCAAUCACCUGUGAAAUGUGUGGGAAGACAGGGAAUUUCCUCACGUUCUAUUCAAAGACCAAACGUUUCUGCAGCAACUCCUGCUCGCGCUCCUACUCAUCAAACUCCAAGAAGACGACCAUUCUGGCGCGUCUGCAGGGCAGAUCAACAAAAAAAGCCGGUGUGCUGAAUAAAGUCAACAAACCAGACGGGCUUGUCAUCUUCGACUGGGGCUCCUACCUGGAGAAAGAAACGUCUCUGGCUGCGUCCGUCUCCUGCUUUGAACACGCUCCUCUGUACAACAUCUGGGACUCCAUCACUGUGGGGAUGAAGGUGGAGGUCCUGAACACAAACGCAGUCCUCCCCAGUAAAGUUUACUGGAUCGCUACAGUCAUCCAGGUAGCAGGAUACAAAGCUCUGCUCCGGUACGAAGGCUUCGAGUACGACAGCAGCCGCGACUUCUGGUGCAGUCUGGUUUCAGGCGAGAUGAACCCCAUUGGCUGGUGCGCCAUGACGAGUAAACUGCUGGUGCCUCCACAAGAUGUGCAGAACAUCCCAGACUGGAAGGAGUACCUGAUGAAGAAGCUGGUGGGGGGCGUGACUUUGCCGGUUAACUUCUACUUGAAGCUGGCGGAGAGCAUAAAGAUCCCCUUCAGGGUGGGCCUGCGGGUGGAGGUGGUGGAUCCCAAACACGUGAGCCGGACGCGGCUGGCCGCCAUAGACUCCAUCAUCGGGGGCCGCCUGCGGCUGGUGUACGCCGACCAGAGCGACAGCCCGGGGAACACGGCCGACUUCUGGUGCCACAUGUGGAGUCCUCUGGUCCAUCCCAUCGGCUGGUCCAAGAAAAUCGGUCACGCAGUCAGAACUGCAGCAGGCGGCGUGGAAACCUUCAGUGGCGUGAAGAACCACGCCGACGCCACGUUCACGCUUUUCAAAAAGCCCAGAAUGGUCUACAUGGGAGAAGGGUUCUUCGAGGAAGGGAUGAAGCUGGAGGCCAUCGACCCGCUGAACCUGGGGAACAUCUGCGUGGCGACCGUCCACAAGGUGCUGUUUGACGGCUACAUCAUGGUCGGCAUCGACGGCAUCGCGUCCAGCAGCGGCUCCGACUGGUUCUGUUACCACGCCUCCUCGCACGCCGUCCUGCCCAUCAACUACUGCAGGAAGAACCAGAUUCCUCUGACCGUCCCUCCAGGUUACGACCGUCAGACCUUCACCUGGGAGAAAUACCUGGAAGAAACCGGAUCCACGGCUGCUCCUACACGACUCUUCAACACGGACUAUCCCGGCCACGGCUUCUCCCCCAAUGUGAAGCUGGAGGCGGUGGACCUGAUGGAGCCGCGGCUGGUGUGCGUGGCCACGGUGAAGCGCUGCGUGGGCCGCCUGCUGCUCAUCCACUUCGACGGCUGGGACGACGAGUUCGACCAGUGGAUCGACCACCAGUCCCCGGACAUCUACCCCGUGGGCUGGUGCGAGCUGGUGGGAUACCAGCUGCAGCCGCCCCCCGAGCCCGGCAAGAAUGUGGAUUUAGGUGAAAAUCUGGUGGCACGGAACAAGCGAACCAAGCCGUUCGUGUUCGGGAAGAAGAAGAAGAGAGGGACGAGGAAGAGGCUGUCGGAGGAAAAAUCCACAGAAGAGGAGAUGAAAACGGCAGGUGAGACGCCUCCUCCUGAGGCGCCGCUCCUUCAGCCCAAAGCCGAACCCGAGGAGCAGGAGAUCUUUGCAGUGCAGGUGAAGGUGGAGGAGGUGGAAACUCCCGUCGACGUCCCAAACGAUCUCCAGCAAAUCUCCCUGAGUGGAGUCAAGAAGGAGGAAGAGGAGAACCCGGAGGAGCUGGAGCGGAGCAGCUGGGAGAGCGCCGAUUACCCGACAGUGAAGGAGGCUCAGGUUACAGAUGAGGAGGAGCACAGCUUCAGCUGAAGCAGGUUGGAAACCAGAGCAAACAGAACCUCAGAGACUAAAACUGUUGGAAAAGAUUCUUCUGUGAACAAAAGUUGGAAACCUUUUUAUACACUAUUCUGUUGUUAACAUUUGGUGACCAAUAAAGUUUUUUUUUUGUUUUUUAAA